AUGUCUAUGCGCCAUGUUAAACAAACUUCAUUUCCCCAUCCAGCUACAAUUAACCUGUCGUUCAAGCUUCUGCUAGAGCUCUCGGGAGUAGCCCGCAUGCUUCUUUGUUAUCCAACUUCUACGCAGGUCCUUUAUGCAGACCAGGAGAGACCGCGAUCGUCUCUGAUACCAAAACGACUUCCUGGUUUGGGUACCUGGAAAUUAUGGGAUAUGUCUUUUCCUCCAUUCCUGGUCUUGUCAUUAAUGGCUUUCGGUUCCCAGAUUCUUCCCAAGCCCACUGUUCAAUACGGGUUGUUUGAUUGUCAUUAUGUGACGGAAACGACCUGCUGGAUUACUCCCCUUCAUCUAUCAAGAGCCAGGCUAGAUCUUUACAGAGUCAGUAGUACUCUGUACAACCCCGCUGUAGAUCUCUUUGUGGCGCCUACGGGCGCUGCGAUUCCAUGGUUCAGAAAUGAUAGUAAAUGGUUCCAGAACGCGUGCAAACCGGAGGUUCCGUACGUUGGAUUUCCAUAUCAACGGGGUCAACUUGGCAGGAAAGGGGAAAAUCCAACCAACAUUGUCAUCAGCUACUAUGUGCAUAACAUAUAUACUGCCAUGUCUAUAUUACUUGUAUAA
Messenger RNA from Microsporum canis CBS 113480, 615 nucleotides. RefSeq lists its product as uncharacterized. The transcript has 3 exons. NCBI's taxonomy places the organism in Eukaryota, Fungi, Ascomycota, Eurotiomycetes, Onygenales, Arthrodermataceae. The record is from RefSeq and is a predicted model, not a curated record. Bases 1 to 615 code for a protein of 204 amino acids.